UGUAGUAGCAGUCAAACUUUGGAAACCGAUAGAGAGAAGAACAGCAGACUAACACGGAACUAGCAGACAGCGGCUUUUGAAACCUAUUUGACUUUCUGGAUAUAUUAGCGCUGGAUAGCUCUUGCUUUUCGACUUUGGACAGGAUGAUGUUCACCAGCCUUAACGCCGACUGUGAUGCGUCUUCCCGGUGCAGCACGGCGUCGCCGAGCGGCGAGAGCGUCGCGUACUACCCGCUCAACCAGACUCAGGAGUUCACAGACCUGAGUGUCUCAAGUGCCUCUUUCGUGCCAACCGUGACCGCGAUCUCUUCAUGCCCGGACCUGCAGUGGAUGGUCCAGUCCAUGGUUUCAUCUGUUGCGCCCUCCAACGGCGCAACUCGAUCUUACAACCCAGACCCUUACCCCAAAAUGAGGGUCACUGCAACUAAAUCCCCUAAUUCCAACAAGAGACUCAGAGUUGAACAGAUUUCUCCAGAGGAGGAAGAGAAGAAAAGAGUCCGUCGUGAGCGAAAUAAGAUGGCUGCCGCAAAAUGCCGCAACCGAAGACGAGAGCUCACCGAUACGCUGCAAGCUGAAACUGACCAACUUGAGGAUGAGAAAUCCGCCCUUCAAAAUGACAUUACCAACCUGCUCAAAGAAAAAGAGAGGUUAGAGUUCAUCCUCGCCGCACACAAGCCCAUCUGCAAGAUCCCCGGCGAGUUGUCCGCCAGCUCCGUCUCCCCCAUCCCCUCCGAUUCGGUCCCUGAGAUCCACAGCAUCACUACCUCAGUGGUCUCCACACCAAGCACAACAGUUAUGACUUCUUCCAGCAGCUCGCUCUUCUCCAGCACGGCCUCCAUUGACAGCUUCGGCUCCACGGUGAAGAUCUCAGACCUGGAGCCCACCCUGGAGGAGUCUCUGGAGCUCUUGGCCAAAGCUGAGCUGGAAACGGCUCGCUCAGUCCCCGAUGUGGACCUCUCUAGCUCUCUGUAUGCUCAAGACUGGGAGCCGCUCUACACAGCUGCUAACAAUGACCUGGAGCCCCUUUGCACGCCCGUUGUCACCUGCACCCCGGCCUGCACCACCUAUACGUCUUCCUUUAUGUUCACCUACCCAGAAAACGACGGCUGUGGGCCUGUGCAGCGGAGGGGCAGCAGCAGCAAUGACCAAUCAUCCGACUCCUUGAAUUCCCCAACCCUCCUCACUCUUUGAGAAUUCACUAUAGACACUUGGAAUUUCAUUUCGGACUCACAACUUGAUAUAAAAUGGUAUUGCAGGGCUAUGGAAUUGACUAUAUCAAGCAAUCGUUAUUGCUUCCUGUAUUUAUCUGAAAAAUACAUGCCUGCCAAAUGUAGCAAGAUAAGCAUGGAUUAACUGAUUUUGCAUUAAU
Molecule: messenger RNA, 1368 nt
Organism: Carassius auratus (goldfish)
Lineage: Eukaryota; Metazoa; Chordata; Actinopteri; Cypriniformes; Cyprinidae
Product: proto-oncogene c-Fos
Exons: 4
Coding region: 144-1190 (348 amino acids)
Biological process (GO): regulation of transcription by RNA polymerase II
Cellular component (GO): nucleus
Molecular function (GO): RNA polymerase II cis-regulatory region sequence-specific DNA binding; DNA-binding transcription factor activity, RNA polymerase II-specific
Source: RefSeq, a predicted model, not a curated record